Molecule: messenger RNA, 670 nt
Organism: Melospiza georgiana
Lineage: Eukaryota; Metazoa; Chordata; Aves; Passeriformes; Passerellidae
Product: cocaine- and amphetamine-regulated transcript protein-like
Exons: 3
Coding region: 325-657 (110 amino acids)
Biological process (GO): G protein-coupled receptor signaling pathway; adult feeding behavior; cellular response to starvation
Molecular function (GO): neuropeptide hormone activity
Source: RefSeq, a predicted model, not a curated record
CCCCCUGUCUGUCUGUCCCCCUGUCUGUCUGUCCGUGCCCCCCCGUCUGAGCCGUGUCCGGAGCCGCUCCCGGUGUUUGUUUGCUCACGGAAUUGGCAGCGGCUGCGGCCCGGGGGGGUCACCGGGGGGUCCCCGCCUGGGCCCGGCUCUGACGUCCGUCCCUGCCCGCUGCCCGGUGGCCGCUGUGUCCCCCCCGCAGCCCGGUGACAGUGACAGUGCGGGGCUUUGGGGGGACACAGGCGCCCCGUGUGCGUCACUGCGUGUUCGGGGGUGUCCGGGGUGGGUUAUAAAGCCGAGCCUGGCACAUCCCGGAGCAUCCAGGGCAUGCAGAACAUGGAGAACGCUCUGCUGUGCCUGCUCUGCCUGCUGGGCUCCGGCCUCAUCCUGCUCGGCACUCCCGAACCGGUACCGGAGCUCCGGCCCGGACUGAGCCCGCCCGGGCACGGCCGGGAGGAGCCGGAGCUGGCGGAGGCGCUCCGGGAGGUUCUGGCCGAGCUGGGGACGCGGGAGCCGCCGGCGCUGGAGAAGAGGCUGAGCUGGGUGCCCUGGUGCGAGCCCUGGCAGUCGUGCGCGGUGCGGCGCGGGGCGCGCAUCGGGAAACGCUGCAGCUGCUCCCCCGGCACCUCCUGCAACCUCUUCACCCUCAAGUGCUCCUGAGCGAGCGGGGACA